AUGGCGAAAGGGACCGGCGUGCACCCGCAGCUGGUGAUCGCGAUGCUCCUCUACUCGACCGCCACCUCGGGCGUGCUGCUCUCGCUGCUGUCAGAGUGCCCGCUCACAAUCGCGUCGGGCGACGCGUCGAUCGCUCUCUACACCAACCUCUGGCUGGUCGAGGCGUACAACCACCCCGCCUGCACCGACGAGACGCGCCUGCCGACGGCGCUCGCCUCCGCCCUCCUCCUCUCCCUCUUGAUGGGCUGCGUCUACUUCUUGCUCGGCCACUACCGCGCCGCCGACCUGGUGCAGUACCUGCCCUUCCCGAUCAUCGCGGGGUUCCUCGGCAUGGUGCCGCUCGAGUGCGGCGCCGCGCUGCUCCUCGUCGUCGUCCUGCUCGCCCUGCGGCGCGUCCGCUUCCCGCCUCGCUUCCUCUUUGUCGCCCUCUUCCUGUUCUACGCGCCGACGGCCAUGCUCCGGAUCGCGCGCGAGCGGCUCGAGGCGAGCCGAGAGAGCGGCUUCCUGUUUGACGUCUCCGACCCGGUCGGGCCUCUCGGCCUGUGGAGGGAGCUCGACCCGACGCGCAUCACGUGGGAGGCGCUCGUGCCGCAGUCCGGGGAGGUCUUCGGCACAGUCACAAUCUCGACCAUCUCGCUCGCGCUCCGCAUCUCCGCCAUCGACUCGGCGACUGAGGCGCGCCGGCCGCAGACUCGGGAGAACGCAACGCCCGCGCACCUCGACCCAGACAGAGAGCUGCGCCUCACCGGCCUCGUCACCCUCCUCGUCGGCGGCACGGGCGGGCUCAUCGGCUCGCACUCGCCCGGCCUCGUCGCACUCAACCAAGAGGUUGGCUCCGCGCGCACGAGCGGCGUCUGCCAGGCGCUGCUGCUGCUGCUGCUCUGGCCCUCACACCCGCUGCCCGGCCGGGCGGGUUGCGGCGCCCUCCUCACGCCCCUCUCGCUGUACAACAGGCUCACCGCCUUCCCGCUCACCAACCUGCUGCCGCGCUUCCUGCUGGGCGGCGUGCUCAUGUCCAUUGGCGACACGCAGCCGAGAGCGGGCCGAGAGGAGUAG
This is a messenger RNA of Emiliania huxleyi CCMP1516, 1056 nucleotides long. RefSeq lists its product as hypothetical. Lineage: Eukaryota; Haptophyta; Isochrysidales; Noelaerhabdaceae. The coding region runs from base 1 to 1056 and encodes 351 amino acids. The transcript is spliced from 5 exons. The record is from RefSeq and is a predicted model, not a curated record.